This is a messenger RNA of Ramularia collo-cygni, 3738 nucleotides long. Its product is annotated as related to mitotic checkpoint serine/threonine protein kinase. Gene Ontology annotation, molecular function: ATP binding; protein kinase activity. Bases 1 to 3738 code for a protein of 1245 amino acids. The record is from RefSeq and is a predicted model, not a curated record. Gene Ontology annotation, biological process: mitotic spindle assembly checkpoint signaling; meiotic sister chromatid cohesion, centromeric; protein phosphorylation. NCBI's taxonomy places the organism in Eukaryota, Fungi, Ascomycota, Dothideomycetes, Mycosphaerellales, Mycosphaerellaceae. The transcript is spliced from 2 exons.
AUGGCGGAAGAUCUCAUCGACUUCAAUGUGAUUGAGUCGCAUAAGGAGAACAUCCAGGCCCUUCCGAGCGGCCGGUCCGCAAAGGCGCUGGCGCAGCUCUAUUCACCACCGCUGCUCGGCGCGAACCCAUCGCCCGCCGCAACGAACCCGGAGCACAUCAAGAAGCGCGCGGAGUUUGAGACGGAGCUGGCAAAUAUUGACGAAGCCGACGAUCCACUUGAUGUUUAUGACCGAUACGUGAAAUGGACAAUGGACGCGUAUCCCUCUAUCCAAGCGACACCGCAAUCGCAGCUCCUGCCACUGCUGGAGCGCGCCACCAAGGCAUUCCAAUCUUCACCACAUUACAAGAACGACCCGCGAUAUCUUAAAAUAUGGCUCCACUACAUCCGACUAUUCUCAGAUGCGCCACGCGAGGCAUUCGUCUUUCUCGCGCGCCACAACAUCGGCGAAGGUCUCGCAUUGUAUUAUGAGGAAUUUGCUGCAUGGCUCGAGAAUGCAGGAAGAUGGAGCCAGGCGGAGGAGAUCUACAAGAUGGGUCUGGAAAAUGAAGCGCGGCCUGCUGAGCGCCUGAUGCGCAAAUUUGGAGAAUUUGAGCGAAGAAAGGACGCUCAACCACAAGACACCGCUGAACCUUCAAGUCCAGCUCUGCCUGCAGUGCGACCGGCUUUGGCCGCGAAAGUUGAUCCGUUCGCAGCGGUAUCACCUACAUCAGCGCCCACGCAAGGCCAAGGGAGCGGCCCAAAGAAGCCCAAAGGAUCCAAAAUGGCCAUCUUCUCGGACGGCGACGCCCCUUCUCGACCAGAAUCCGGUAGUAGUUCUACAGGAUGGGACGAUAUCGGGCUUCUUGCAGACCGCAAGAAGGAGAAUUCGGUUGCAGCAAAGCCGUGGGCAGGGGAGAAGCUUGGAGGUGGCAAAACGAAUCGUGGCAUGGAGAAGAUGAUGAUCUUCAAAGACCAGUCAUCACGUCUCGCGUCAAUGCCGAAGCAUUUUUCUCGUCAGGACUCGAAUAGUCGUCACGCUCAACAGUGCGUCUUGAACGACAAGACUGGUAGGCUUGAAUGUGUAUUCGUCAAUCUCGAGGCUGUCUACCCUGAAKCUGGAAAUUUAUCUGUUGAGUUCUGUUUUGAGGAGCUUAGAGCAAGGCAUCGCGGGUUGUUGAGUAAGGACUGGAGGACAUCAAAGAUUGCACAAAAAGCGCCCAGUCCUCGCGCUGAACCAUUCAAGAUUCUCGAAGAUGAAUCACAAUCUCAAGAGAGCUCUGUUGAUGAGCUCCAGUCACAGCCGCUGCAGCAGCCUCUAAAGUCAAAGGACAGAGGAUUCAAAAUCUUCGAAGACACACCACUGGACAGCCAAGAGUCAAGGCCAGAGAGCCAGAGCAACGUCCCAGUCAAGACACUCGCCCUCAAUGAUGAGAAUGACGAGAACACUCCCCCUUCGCGGCAAGAAGUUGACUUGGCGAAGAAGGCCAGACGAGAGGAGAGAGCCAACAGGACGAGGAAGAUCAAAGUUAUGGAUGUCAAGCACAUCAAAAACGAGACCAAGACGAUUCAGCUAAACAUGGACUCUCCCACUGGGCCCAAGAUCAAGAAGAGAAAGUCAAUUGCACCUGAGCCGACGAUGACGAUCAACACGAAAGAAGCAAUGGACGAGAUCUACGGCAUCUUCUCCCAGCCGUUGCAGCAAGCUCCCUCUGAGCCGACUGAUGGCGAAGACGACGAAGAAGAAGAGAGUAGUGGUGAUGAGACCGACUACACGACCGGCGACGAGAGCACUGCUACCGGAAAGCUGUCUGCAGUCGCCAGCGAGUAUGGCGAUGAGACUCGGAACGAGUUGAUGGGUGCCCAGCAGUCCGACCACGUUGAUGAUGGGGACAACACAGGAUGGUCAGACUUCACCACCAGCAAGCAUGUGCCGCAAGAAGACRAAAGCGCCGAUUCUUCAACACAGAGCACAGUGCAUGACACAUAUGCCGAUGAAGAGGAAGACAUCACCACACCGGUGAAUGAUGAAGACCCGCAAACACGAUACGUGCCUCUGCCGCCAGAGGACUACGAGCCUCCGGUCAGCCACAUGCGUGACAUGUCAAUCAUUCCCAAUCAUCGUCUACCUUUCAUGACUCCCAUAGUCGAACGAACUGAGUCCUCCCUGGGAGUGGCCACUGCUCGGACAGAGAAAGACUACUUCGGUGCAAAGACUCCAAGCAGAAACCUUGGUACGCCCGAAGAGUUUGAGGACGAUGAUGAGCCCUGUAGCAGUCCGUUUCAAGAUGUGCUCGCUGACAUGGCGGAAGACAAGCGCAGAGUGUUGCAGCCGAUCCGUACAAAGAGCACGAAAGGCACUAUAGCUUUGGGACAAGGCACAGCCAAAUCACAAACAGAGGCCAAGAGAGAAGAGCCAGAGUCCGGCAUCCAGAAAGGACCCAUCAUCAAAGACGACCAGUGCAACCCAAUGGAUCCUUUCCUUCGACAGACCAUCCUUUCGCAGAUGAAACCUUCGCUAUCGUCGUUCGAGGGCUAUCACGAGCACCUCGAAACAAGCUGUGGACGCUCGGCAGAGAUCAAGAAGUAUGUCCGCACGCUYUCCAAGGCCAGUAGGAAUAGUGUCAACGUAGACAAGACAGCACAGACUCUUUCGACACCCCCGGUCAUUGACCUUCCCGGAGCUCAGGGCACAUACAUCGUGAAGAGAGAGCUGGGAGCCGGUACCUUCGCUCCAGUUUAUCUGAUCGAAAACAGCGCCGCCGCUGCGAUCGAAGAAGAAGAUGACGAGAACGCACCUGCUUCACGUGUAGGCAAGACUGCACACCGGAGAGCUCUCGAAGCCGUCAAGAUGGAAGAACCAGCUAGUACCUGGGAGUUUUACAUUCUGCGGCAAUCGCACAGAAGACUGGGAGUUAGCCGUGCCGCAGAAUCGAUGGUUCGCGCCCAUGAGAUGCACCUCUAUCGCGACGAAUGCUACCUCGUCGAAGAGUUUCGAGAUCAAGGAACACUGCUUGACCUCGUCAACCUCGCGCGUCUCGAUAGCGGCAAUGGAGGUGGUAUGGAUGAGAUGAUGGCGAUGUGGUUCACUGUUGAACUCCUCCGUGUCACUGAGGCUAUGCAUAGCAAGCAGCUCAUCCAUGGUGAUCUCAAAGGCGAUAACGUCUUGGUGCGGUUCGAUGAUCCCGGAUUGGAGACGGAUUGGUCAGCUACAUACUUUCCGWGUGGUGCUCACGGCUGGUCUAGUAAGGGUGUCUGUCUCAUCGACUUUGGUCGUGGUAUCGACAUGAGGCAUUUCAAGCCCGACGUCGCUUUUAUCGCGGACUGGAAGACCUCUGAAGCAGACUGCGCCGAAAUGCGUGAGCUGCGACCUUGGACAUAUCAAAUCGACUAUCACGGCCUUGCGGGAAUCGUACACAGUUUGCUGUUUGGGAAAUACAUGGAGACUGUUGGGGAGAAGGGCGCGAGUCUGGGACAGGGCGCAACGAAGACAUACAGGAUCCGAGAGAAUUUCAAGCGAUAUUGGCAAACGGAGAUAUGGACAGAGGUCUUCACACUUUUGCUCAGUCCGCUGACGAGAGUCGAGGCCGAGGAAGGCAAGAAGAUGCCAGUUCUCAGAGGUAUGAGAGCGUGCAGAGAGAGGAUGGAGGUUUGGUUGGAGGAGAACUGUGAGAGGGGAGUAGGAUUGAAGGGAAUGAUUUCAAGGAUGGAGGGCGCCAUUCGCGAGAGGAAAAGGAAGAGCACGAAGUCGAGUCAGUGA